AUGAAGCAAGUUUUGAUGGACAUUAACCUGCGUCUGAUACUUGUCAGUGGAAAAACAAAAGAGUUCCUGUUCAGUCCUAGUGAUUCUGCUGGCGAUAUUGCCCAGCAUGUUUUUGACAAUUGGCCAGAGGAUUGGUGCCAAGAGGCUGUAUCAAAGGCUGAAAUACUCAGACUCAUUUAUCAGGGUCGGUUCCUUCACAGUAACGUAACCUUAGGUGCUCUAGGACUGCCAUUUGGGAAGACCACGGUGAUGCAUUUGGUUCCAAGGGAGACUCUUCCAGAGCCUAACUCUCAAGAUCAACGACAGAAAAGCAAAGGCGGUAACAGCAGUUGCUGUUCGGCUUCCUGCUGUAUUUUGUAAAAAAAAAUACGUCUCUGUUUCACACAAGAAGACUAUAGAGUAGAUGGAGGAUAUAGGACGAGAGUAAGGAGCAGAAUCCUCAGAAAUAUGUGUAAUUUUAACGUUUAAUUUUUACUCGAUGCGGUUAAGAAACUAUAACCAAAAAGUUUUUAAGUAAAGUUGUGAUAUAUCAGUGUAUAAAUUUCGAUACUCAAUGUGCCAGACUAAGAGUGUGUGAUCAAAUGAACAUCGCAUUCAAAUUGUUAUAUUUUUUGUGAAAUUAUAUAUAGUUGUAUAUUGUUUUACAUUUUAGAGACCUGUAGUAUUUUAUUGUUUCACCAUUACUCAUUCACAAAUUGUAAAUUAUACAUUUUGACAUUGUAUUAGCUGCGUCUGCUUUAGUAACAUUAGUAAUGUAAAAAUAAUUAAGUGUCUAAUUGAUGCUAUUUAUAAAUUUUAGUGACUAUUCAUUUAAUAUGUGCAAUUGAUAGAAACAUGAAAAUUUGUUUAAGUCACGUCUGUGUAUUAAAAUAAAAAGAUACAAUGGUAAUAUUUAAUUCCGUUAUACCCAUUUUUUUUUCGCCAUAUUAUUAAAUCUAGUUAUCACAAUUGACAAUCAAAAGUUUUUCGUUCCAUAAUUUUCUUUUUAACGGCCCAAAUAUAACUAAUAAAUAGUAGCUGUUCAAUAAAUUUAUACUAAUCUUAAAAAAAUUAUAUUCUUAAUACUGAUGAUUAAGGCUGUCAGAACUGAGCCGCGGGAUAUAGGCGUACGCAUUAUUUAUUGAAAAGCAACAAAUUAAAUUGUCUAAUAUACCAUCAUAAACAUCAGCGGAUAGGAAUUAAUUACGAACAUCCGCACGAUAACAAAGGCAACAGCAUACUAAUGUGACGUGAACGUGAAAAGCAUUCUGAGGCAGCGGCUCACGCAUGUCUCUGUUGGCCCGCUUGGUACGCCUUUGAAUUGCGGCUCUCUGUGCCAGCACUAUUGAUGAUUGUUCAUGUUACACUGAAAUAAUCAUUAUAUAAAAGUACUCUAUACAUAAUUUAACGUUCAGGUGCACAACUCUUUUUUUUUUUCAUUAAAUAUAGUAUUAUAUGUUUUGAUGACCCAUAACAAGUAAUUUGGAGAUAAAAUUUAGACAAUUAAUAAAUUUCAAGAGCAAAAAAAACUAAAAGUGGUCAAAAGGGUUUAAUAGUUUCAAUCAGUGCCUUUUAUUGUAGUUCUCAUAUCACUGAUCCAUACAACAUCUUAAAUCUAAUUGCCUAGAUAUUAGCGACAUAGAUGCCACUCAUCGCAAUUUUUAGAUUCCAUUAAAAAUGAUAUUUGAUUUGAGUUUCUGACAUUUUCUGGAUUUAAAAUAUUCUCGAAAAAAUAUUUUUAUUUUUAUUGUUAUUAUUUCCCCAAUAUUCUCUGGCGUAAUCUUUCCGAGUUCCCUUCCUAUGGAUGGGUCAACGCUAAAGUCCAUCAUGUUUUUGAUUCACAAAAUAUUGUACUAUAUUCCAUCUAUUGAAUGAAUUGAAUGACUGUUUUUCAGUGGCGGCUCGUGACAUAGAGAAUAGGUGAAGCAUAUUCAUUGAUUGACCAAAAAGAAAAAAAAUUUCAAGGUCAAACGGCUUUAAAUGAAUCUGAAAAUUUUUAGUUGCAUUUGCAAAAUUACCUAAAAACUGACGUUCACGAGAAGGAUUUUCAUUUAGAUUUUAUAAAAAAUAGAAAAAUCCUUUUUGUCCUCAAUUUUCCAUCUGGAAAAGGGCGUUUCCAACAAAAUACAUGCUGGAUCAUGCAUAGGAAACAUUUCUACAAUUAUUGAUACAAAACAAAUAUUAACAAAGAACUGUUAUAAUCGUACACUGGGCGACGUAUCGUAUAAAUUGUUUAAGGCAGGCGAGAUGGGCGAUGGCCAUGCUUCAAUUUCCGCGUCACUCGUUCCGUCACUCUAUAGUUUACUCACGUGUUGGCCGCCUCGAUGCCAUGACAACCUCCGUAAACAACGAUGUGAAGCGGAAUACAAACUGAUUUCGAUCCGUGUCACUAGCUUAUGCUAUACGUUGUAUGUGCGAAGUUGAUGCUCGCGCUCAACGAAGGCAAUUUUUUUUUAGAAAGCGUUCACCGCGCAACUAUUCUGUUUAUUUCUGCGAAUA
Anoplophora glabripennis (Asian longhorned beetle) is the source of this 2478-nucleotide messenger RNA. RefSeq names its product ubiquitin-like protein 3 (gene UBL3). The transcript is spliced from 4 exons. Gene Ontology annotation, molecular function: protein binding. The coding region runs from base 1 to 360 and encodes 119 amino acids. The record is from RefSeq and is a predicted model, not a curated record. Lineage: Eukaryota; Metazoa; Arthropoda; Insecta; Coleoptera; Cerambycidae.